Messenger RNA from Oppia nitens, 846 nucleotides. RefSeq names its product protein KTI12 homolog. The record is from RefSeq and is a predicted model, not a curated record. The coding region runs from base 7 to 846 and encodes 279 amino acids. Lineage: Eukaryota; Metazoa; Arthropoda; Arachnida; Sarcoptiformes; Oppiidae. The transcript has a single exon.
UAAAAAAUGCCGCUCAUAAUCAUGUGUGGACUACCGUUGACCGGUAAAACAUAUUUUGUCAAUCGUCUGAAACAAUGUUUGGAUGAAAAACAUACCAAUCGGCGGUCAAUUAUCAUCUCAUGGGAGACUAAAUUAGGUGAUACCGAUAGAAAUGUUUUGUUUGCCAAUUCAAAGAUCGAACGUGAAAUGAGAUCGUGGCUGAAGUCAGAAGUCGAGCGGUUUCUAACCGGUGAUAAUUUGGUUAUUUUGGAUGCAAACAACUAUAUCAAAGGUUUCAGAUAUGAGUUGUAUUGUACUUCCAAAGAAAGAAAGACAACUCAUUGUGUCAUUGAAGUGACCACGGAUUUGGACAUUGCUUGGAACAGAAAUCAGUUAACGGGUGAUACUUUACAAGAAACGUACUCAAGAGAGACAUUUGAUGCGCUAAUACAGCGCUACGAAAAACCUCAACCAAACAAUCGCUGGGAUUCACCUUUGAUUGUUAUCGAUGGUAACUCAGAUGGAUUACCUAUUGAUGAGAUAAUUUCAGCACUCUAUGAGCGAAAGCCUCCCAAACCAAAUCUGUCCACACAAUCACCACCAUUGAGUGCUACCAAUAGUUUGUAUGAAUUAGAUCUAAAGACACAGCAAGUAGUCAGAGAUGUACAUCAAUGUAUACAAAACGGACAAAUGAAGAAUAUAAUGAUUCCAGAGUCGAAACAAACACUGAAUCUAAAUAAAAGUCUUUCGAUGGCUGAACUAAACAAAAUGAGACGUCUUUUCAUUAAUUAUACUAAAACUCAUCCCAUUUCUGAUAAUCAAUUGAUUGCCACACUAUUCGUUCAAUUCAUUAAUAAAAGUGUUUAA